Chlorella variabilis is the source of this 558-nucleotide messenger RNA. RefSeq lists its product as hypothetical. Gene Ontology annotation, biological process: tetrahydrofolate biosynthetic process; tetrahydrobiopterin biosynthetic process. Lineage: Eukaryota; Viridiplantae; Chlorophyta; Trebouxiophyceae; Chlorellales; Chlorellaceae. Gene Ontology annotation, molecular function: zinc ion binding; GTP binding; GTP cyclohydrolase I activity. The transcript has 4 exons. The annotation marks the transcript as partial. The record is from RefSeq and is a predicted model, not a curated record. Gene Ontology annotation, cellular component: cytoplasm.
GAGCUCCAAGAAGUGGCCGAGGGCCGCGACCUGGCUUCUAUGGAGCAGGCGGUGCAGCAACUCUUGGUUGGGGUGGGGGAGGACCCGGCGCGCGAGGGCCUUAUCGACACGCCCAGGCGGUGGCCCAAGGCCUGGUUGGACAUGACCCGGGGUUACCGGCAGAGUGCCAAAAGUGGGGCGCCAAUCGUGGCCGCUGGCUCUGACGGCUUAGUCAUCGUGCGGGACAUUACCUUUGCCGCGCUGAGCGAGGCCACGCUGCUGCCGUUCCACGGGCGCUGCCACAUCGCGUACGUGCCGCGGCGGGGCGUGGUGCUGGGGCUGUCCAAGCUGGCGCGCGUGACCAAGUGCCUGGCGGCGCGCCUGCAGACGCAGCAGCAGUUCACGCAGCGGCUGGUCGCGGCGGUGCAGGAGGAGGUGCACGCGCUGGGCGUGGCGGCGGUGGUGCAGGCGUCUGCACACAUGUGCAUGGUGGCGCGCGGCGUGGAGAAGCAUGCGAGCACCACGUUGACCACUGCGGCCCGCGGCGCCUGGGCCGCCGAUGCUGUGGCGCGGGCGGAG